This is a messenger RNA of Ipomoea nil (Japanese morning glory), 1443 nucleotides long. RefSeq lists its product as uncharacterized. NCBI's taxonomy places the organism in Eukaryota, Viridiplantae, Streptophyta, Magnoliopsida, Solanales, Convolvulaceae. The record is from RefSeq and is a predicted model, not a curated record. The transcript has 3 exons. The coding region runs from base 1 to 1443 and encodes 480 amino acids. Gene Ontology annotation, molecular function: RNA-DNA hybrid ribonuclease activity; nucleic acid binding.
AUGCGUGAGCUCGUGUCCGGGGCCUUAGCUGUUGCUCAAGCGGAGGAUUUUGGGAAGUACCUGGGAUUACCUUCUGUGGUUGGCAAGAAUAGGAGGGCGGUUUUUGCUUAUGUUGAGCAAAAGCUGAGGCAGAGGUUUGGCUCCUGGAAUAAGAGGUUAUUGUCUAAAGCUGGUAAGGAGGUCCUUCUGAAGAGUGUGGCACAAGCCAUGCCAACAUAUACUAUGAGUAUUUAUCUGCUCCCAUCCUCUUUAUGUGUUUCUCUGGAAAGACUGAUGAACAGGUAUUGGUGGGGGCGGGCUGGAGAUGAAGGAGGCAUUCACUGGUUAGCUUGGGAUAGGAUGUGUAAACCAAAGAAGUUUGGAGGAAUGAGAUUUAAGCGUUUACGUGAGUUUAAUCUGGCUCUACUGGGUAAGCAAGGUUGGCGGCUACUAACCAAUCCCUGUUCUUUGAUGGCACGUGUUUUUAAGGCAAGGCGCAGGAUUGGUAAUGGCAGUUUGACUAAGAUAUGGACAAUUCCCUGGCUACCAGAUGCCCAUAACCCAUAUGUUGAAUCUGAUCAGAUUUUUAAUAACCAGUCUUUACUAGUCUUGGAUUUGAUUAGUGCCCAUACGGGGAGGUGGAAUGGUGAUCUUUUACACCAGUUGUUUAAUCCACGGGAUGUGAUGUUAAUAUCUCAGCUACCUAUUCAAAUCCCCUCUUUUGCCAACAGGAGUUUCUUGCAAUGGUCAGAAGAGUGGCUCGGUGGUACGUCUGGGAUUGGCGCAGAUGUCCAAGGUCGUAUUUGCGGAAUUCUCCAUGCAAUUUGGACUGCGAGGAACUCGGCGGUGUGGGAAGGGUGUAUGCCGACUCCGUGCUCCCUCCUUCGGCGCUUCUCGGCUGCGUGGACCACAUGGACCGAGUGUGAGCAACGCCGACAGCAAGCCUGCAGCCGUAACAGUAUCCUGCAACCAACACCCCCUACUGCAACGUCUCAGGUUCCCAUGUCGUAUCGAUGCUAUGGCGAUGCCGGCUUCCACGGAACAAAUCAUUCAGCAGCAUUUGGUUUUAUUGUAUUGGAUGGCGACUCCUCCUUUGUGGCGGCGGCCAACGGCUCGUUGUCGUGUCAGUAUGAUCCUCCUUUAGCGGAAGCUAUGGCGCUGUGCGAGGCCCUCUCUUGGUUGAAGGACAAUGGGUAUUCAGGUGGAAGACUUUACACGGAUUCAUCGGUUUUGGUCUCAGGAUUAGAGUGUGCUUGUUCGUUUCGCAAUUAUUUUGGUUUCAUUUUAUUAUCUUGCAAUCGUUUAAUUAAUGCUAUGCCUGGAACACUAUUUUGUUUUGUGAAUAUGGAGGCCAAUCAUGUGGCUCAUUCCUUAUCUAAACAUGUAUCUGCAGUAGCAGGUCGUUAUGUUUGGAGGGAUUUUCCUCCUGCUUUUAUUCAGCCCUUGGUGGCUAAUAUAAUCUGA